AGUAAGAAAGAAAAACAAGUGCAUUUAGCAAAAUCAGUGUUUGUUUGUUUGUUUAAAAUUGAAGUUGGAAGAAAAAAUGUCUUCGGAGCAAGCGAGGAGAGAGAAUCAUGUGAGAGAUGAGAGGAAGAUUGAGGUGGAGAAAGAUCGAGUUCCCAAAAUGACAACCCAUUUCGAAUCUCUUGCCGAGAAAACCAAAGGUGACCAAGAUACCCUUCCUCAUCAUCAUCAUGUCGAGAGGGUCUCUGUACCUGUCCGAGUUGGAGGCGUCCAGUACUCCUCCUCCGUUGAGUCUCAUGAUGAAUCCGACAAAAUUGGUCCCCACAAGGAAGACAAACAAGCACCACCUUCGUUGGAGGAGAUUUCAAAAAUGAGAGGGGCUGCCCAGCAGAACUCACUUGAGGCAAUCAGAGCCGCCGAGGACCGCUACAAUAAGGCUAAAGAUCAAACCACCACCGGCCACGGCCAGGCUCAGGGUGGUGGUGGGAUUCAGACUCGGACUCAGACUCAGACCAAUAAGGGCGGCGGAGGAGCUUUUAUGGAGAAAACCCAACAGCAGCCGCAGGAGGCUAAAGAUGUCAUUUCAUCUCAAGGCCACCAACCAAAAGAUGUCACCGCACCAAAGGCUGCUGCUGCUGCUUUGAUGGAGAAAACCCAACAGGCCAAAGAGUAUGCUGCACACAAGGCCACGGAGGCUAAAGAUGUCAUUUCGUCUAAGAGUGGAACUGCUAUGGAAAAAGCUCAACAAGCGAAGGGUGUUAUUGCACCCAAGGCUGCAGCUCUGAAGGACAUUGCACUCGAAAAGGGGCAAACUGCCGCUCAAUACGCUGCAGAAAAAGCAAAGGCAGCUAAAGACACUGCAGUUGACACUAGUAUGGUUGCAGCACAGUAUGCAGGGGAGAAGGCGGUGGCGGCAAAGGAUGUGACCGUGGAGAGCGGCAAAGGGGCGGCAGGUUAUGCUGGGAAAGUGGCUGUGGGUGUGAAGGACCAGGCUGUGGUGGCUGGAUGGGGGGCGGCGCAUUAUACCCUGGAGAAGGUGGCCGAGGCGACAAAGACGGUCGCGGGUGUUACAUCGAGUGUUGCAGGGUAUACGGGGGAGAAGGCUGUUGUGGCUAAGGAUAAGGUUGCUGGUGUGGGGCAGACUGUUGUGGGUUAUGCUGGUGAUACUAUUGCUGCUGUUAAGGAUGCUGUUGUCUCCACUGAAGAAAAGGCCGCUGAGUUUACCGCUAGGAAGAAGGCCGACGCUGAGAAAGAACUAUCAGAAGAAAUCCAAGUGUUUUGGGGUGAAGGUGGAGAAGCCUUUCCAGGCAAAGAAGAGCAUGGAACACGAGGGAAAACCGAAACUGAGUCGGAGAAAGUCAAGGAGUACUCUCACGGAGGAGGGGGAGAAGAAUGGGGACAAAAGAUACAACACGAAGAAUCAGAUGAACAAGAACAACAAGGAGGCGGAGGCGGAGGGGGUGGUGUGUUCCAAGCGAUUGGGGAAACUAUAGUGGAAAUUGGACAGACGACUAAGGAUCUUCUUGUUGGACAGUACCCAUCUGCUGAUGUUAUGGAAAAGCCUCGACAUGAAUCAAAAGGCGAUCCACAACCUUAUGCUGGUGCUGGUGAAGGCAUCUAGACUACGUUUUUUUGAGUAAGCAUUUACUUCCAAACUUCGUCUACGGAGUGGACUCCUUUUGUUGAAAAAAUAAAUAAAGAUGUUGGGUGUGUUGUGAUGUAUGGGUUUGUGUUAAUUAAUGUCUUGUAAAUCGAGUUGCAUUUGAGUACAUUUUGGUUUUUGUUGAAGAAUCUCUUUCACUUGUCAGGGCAAUGUGUUUUCUUGGUUCUUUCUUCCGUGACAAAACUUUGCAGUGAAAGUACUAAUGAAUAAUCUGCUGAUUUAUUUUU
Molecule: messenger RNA, 1887 nt
Organism: Erythranthe guttata (spotted monkey flower)
Lineage: Eukaryota; Viridiplantae; Streptophyta; Magnoliopsida; Lamiales; Phrymaceae
Source: RefSeq, a predicted model, not a curated record